This is a messenger RNA of Blastomyces gilchristii SLH14081, 6133 nucleotides long. RefSeq names its product HATPase_c domain-containing protein. Lineage: Eukaryota; Fungi; Ascomycota; Eurotiomycetes; Onygenales; Ajellomycetaceae. The record is from RefSeq and is a predicted model, not a curated record. The coding region runs from base 349 to 5661 and encodes 1770 amino acids. The transcript has 3 exons.
GUUUCUUUAACACAGCAACAACAACUUCGCGGGUUGGAGGCUGCUUUGAAAUAAUAGACUGGUUGGGAGCGGUGCAAGGCGGAGUUCCUUGCUUUGCCACUUUCGUUCGGGAUUUUCCUCUCUUACUUGCACCAUAAGUCAAACAUCCGUCGCCGUCCACAGCAAGGUCAUAAUAAUAUGGCCGCCUAGAAACAGCUUGAUAUCAGAGCCUAUAUACCCUUACUAUCUUCUCACUCAACGCGGAGUGCACCGUUAUAUUGAACUAUUUGGAGCUUGCUAAUGCAAGAACUAUGCUUGAAGAUUUCCUCCAACUCUUUAUGAUUUAAUCCCGCGCUCACUUUCGUCGUCAUGUCGGCAAUCGAUUUUAACGCCUUGAAGGCACGGACUUUGGGCUCUGGGAACGACGAAGAGGCUGUAACUGUCAACACCCGCGCUCUCAUAGAUAAAGUGUUGGCUCGAUACUCUGGAGAAUGGACCGUCCUCCGUGAGCUACUUCAAAACGCAGCUGAUGCCUGCGCCUCAAACGUUACUAUCAAGUUCGAAACUCUUCCUUCAACGAGCGUCCCGGCCCCGACUGAGCCCGAUCCGUCGGCUUCUCUAAAACAUGUGAUAUCUCACCACACGCUCAAACGUUUGAUACUCACCAACAAUGGAACUCCCUUCUCUCCAAACGACUGGGCUCGGCUUAAGCGGAUUGCCGAGGGGAAUCCGGAUGAAACCAAGAUAGGAGCGUUUGGAGUCGGGUUUUACAGUGUCUUUUCGGAUUGCGAAGAGCCCUUUGUAUCCUCUGGUUCGGAAGCUAUUGCAUUUUACUGGAAGGAGAAUGCCCUGUUCACCCGUCGGCUAAAAUUAGGGGAAGCUGAUUCAAGCCCGAAUACGAACUUCGUUCUGGAUUAUAGAAAUACCACAUCGCCGGUCCCCGCUCUUAUGCCUUUGUGCCAGUUUCUCGCCAGUGCUCUAACCUUUGUUGGGUUGGAAUCUGUCGAGCUUUGGCUUGACGGCUGGAAACUGGCGCAUCUAGCUAAGAAAGUUGCACCAAGUGUUAAUAUAGAGAUACCCAGAGAUGUUCAGACCAAAACUAAUGAGGAGCUUAUGACAGUAUCCAGCGUGCUACAGGAAGUUGCUCAAAUGAAUGCGACAUGGAUGGAAGCAGUGUCGUGGAAAACCCCAAGCAAUGCGUCCCGUUUCGACAGCUCCAGACAUCAUGAUCCUACAGCGUCGUUGAAAUCCUUCUUUUCCCGCCUGACUGGGUCGUCCUCGACUAACAACUCUACCAAUACAGCCAACCCCGAUAAAGCAAGCAAAAAUGAAGCCAAGGAAAACUUGCUUGCCACGAAAACAUCAUCGGUAUUAUUUCACAUUAGCACUGGGACUAUCAAAACGUCCGUUGUUCCGUCAUUUGCUCGCGAACUUGAACGAGCGACAAAGAAACCCCCACCGAAGACGACGACCCUUGCUGUUCUAACGGCAUCAUAUGAUUUACGAAAACCCGGACAGAACAACAACCCGAGGGAUACAGAUAUUUUUGCGUCUGUUCUACCCUCAAAGUCUGGGAGAAUUUUUAUUGGCUUUCCUACACACCAGACUACUGGCUUAAAUGCACAUAUUUCUGCACCAUCGGUGAUCCCGACUGUUGAGAGAGAGAGUAUUGAUCUCAAUGCCCGAUGGGUUCGCACUUGGAACGUAGAACUCUUAAGAGCGGCAGGAAUCGUGUGUAGGAUUGCCUUCUCUGCCGAAAUGUCGUCCCUCAAUAGCCGGAUCCAGGCUGGAGUAAGCCCUCUUGGCCGAUCGAAGAUUCGGAAGGACGAUAUAGCUCUGCUAUUACCGGAGGCAGUACAUACUUUUAACCAGUUUGUUUUCCGUGAAUCGACUCCAACAUCGCAGGUUGGCCAGGUAAUUGAAGAUUCGUUCUGGACCUGCAGCAAAAAUGCUAUGAUUGAGGUAUUAUCCACCUGUGGAAUCCUCCCGUGUCACCAGGUGCGAGUUGCACCCAAGGACCUUAGUUUCAUGGACUCUAUACCGGUAAUACCAGACGAGCUUAUGGCAGGCGCAAAGGAUUUUGUGAAGCGCUUGACAGAUUUCGGUCUUGUCACUGACAUCACCGUAUCGGAUAUUAUCAAAGAGUUGGAGUCGAGUCCUCUUACCCCAAAGCAACUGGAAGAAUUUUUGUUGUGGGUGACCAAGAAAGCUUCCAGCCGCGAAAUCGAUCUUUCGACAGUUCGGUCUUUACUGCGAGUGGCAGUAGCAAAUGACGAACCGCUCGACGCCACUACAUCCCGUGUCAUUGUCCUUAGCGAUGUGAAUAGUUUCCUAAAUCCGAAUAAAAUUCCCGUGGAAUUACCAAUGCCACCGUCGGUCAUGCCAUUCAAGUACACGAAAAAUCUGCCAAAAUACCACCUGGAGGCUUUAGGGUGGAAUGAAUUGCAGGUUUCUACGUGGAUUACGUGGCUGGUAGAAAAUGCGAAGAAUAGGGACUUGCUUCGCUCGGACCAAGAUAUUACUCAAAUAGCCUCAUUUGCUGCCCAGGUGCUCCCGGUGUUAUCUAGACAAUGGGAUAGCUUAGGUGUAGCUACACAAGGUACCCUCGUUGGUCUUCUACGAAAUAUUACGAUCAUCCCCACAAAAUCUGGGAUGAAAAGGCCACCUGAAACAUAUUUCCCGUCUGUAAGGUUAUUUGAUGAUUUACCUGUGGUCACAGGCCUAAACAACGUCAAGGAGAAAUUCCUCGGGGCCUUGGGCGUUCGGAAGACAGUUGAACUUAACGUUAUUUUCGAACGGCUGUUGAACAAUGACGAUGUACCCACUGACAGAACCCCAGCCCGCAAGAAGUGGAGUCACGUUGAUUUGAUCAAGUACCUAACUUCUGUUCGAGACGAUAUUCCACCAGAAGACAUUCAGAAGUUGAAAGAAGCGAGAAUAUGCACCGCUGUAACCAAUGGAAAUGCCAACAUGGAUGGUAUACGAUAUAAAGUUAGCGAGCUUUAUGCGCCGGAUGAAUCAGUAAGGGCUCUUGAGCUACCAAUACUCUAUUGGCCGGGAAGGUAUUCACCAAGCAGUUCCGAGGGACGGUUUCUAACCCUCCUAGGUCUCAAGAGCUUUCCAUCAGCUAAGGAGGUGUUACAACUUAUGGCCUGGGCAGCCUCGGCUGACAACGCCAAGCUCCGAGAUAAGGCGAUGACCUAUUAUAUAACGAACCAUAUUUCCAAUGGAUAUGUCAAUUUUGAGGCAUCCACGGUUAACAUGCCAUUCCUUCCAGUUGAAGGGCAAACCAAGCUCAGUACACCGAAACAUUGUUUCACCGAUGAUGGAGCUACCUUAUUCGGGUUUGAUCUCCUAAAAAGAGAGCUUCACCCUCAUGCCUCGAAAUUUGGAGUCAGCCAGCAUCCGUCACUUAGUGGCUGUAUUGACAUUCUUGUUGGCAAGCCCCCGUCCUCGAAAAAGGAAGCUAGGAUUUUGUUCGAAUAUUUUGCAAAACGUCUAGGAGAGAUCAAUUCACCUCGAGCGGAGCGCCUUGGUCAAGCACGCAUUGUCCCCGUAACCCGGAAGACGUCAAAUUCCAGCAGUUUUUUUCCAAAUGAGAAGUCUUCACCAGUUACUUAUAUUGCACCACGAGAUUGCUAUCUCGGCGAAAGUGAUGACUACGGAGACAUCUUUGAUUUUGUUGACUUUGGACAGGAAGCCAACUUGUUUCUUCUUGCGUGUGGCUCGAAGCGGGAACCGACCAAGGCUGAAGUUGCGAGCAUGUUGGUCAAGGAACCAGCCAGAGUAUCCGCAAAGCUUCAAAGCCCUGACAAAUAUUUGAAUCUACUGCGAAGUGUCGCUGAGAGCAUUCACUUGUUGAAGAAGAACAGAGAUUUGUUCAGGGACAUGAAGACAGCACCAUUUCUACUCGCGAGCAAAGAAUUACCUUCCAAACCGACUGCUUCUCGCAAACCUAACGAACAAUUGAUAGAUGUCGAUGAUGAAACUUAUGAAGACGAGACGCAAGGCAUUAAGGAAUGGCAACUUGUAAAAGCUCGUGAUGCUAUUAUCGUCGAUGACUAUGCUAGUUUUAGCUUGUUUAAGCAAAAUAUCCUUGCGGCCCCGCAAGAGGAGCUGCUGGAAGAUAUGUAUGUAGCCCUUGGCACACCAUGCUUGAGUGAGCUUGUGGAGGAGCAACCCCGAUGUGGCGCACUGGCACCCGAUCAGCGCAUUGCAGUAAAAUUGCAGAAGCAAAUUUACGAGCGGUCUCGUUUAUUCCUCCAUGACUUGCCUCGUGAGAUGAUCAAACAUGAUACCAAGUGGCUGGAGAAAAACCUGUCCGUUCAAGUUGUGCAGUCUAUCUCCUUGAGGCGGUCCCUUAAGGGGCGCCAUGCUUCACAUGUUGAACAACGGAGCGCUGCUGUGAUGCAGACCCGAGCCGGCUGGGUAUUAUCGAUAGCGGCUGGUCGAGCAGAUUUAUACCAAGUGAGUCAGGCACUUGUCCAUCUCAUUCUCAAUAGGCCGAAAUUACACUCAACACUCACACUGGAGAUGUUGCUCAAAACCGAUCUCCUCGAGCUACGUGCUCGAGGGUAUAAUGUCGAGCGUAUACUACGCCAGAAGGCUGCUGAAGCCAGGAUGGCGGAGACCAAGCGUCAACAGCAGCUAGAAGCAGAGUUAAAACAAAUACAAGAGAGCGAAGUUGCUUGGAGGAAACACCAGCAAUCUGAACAGCAACAAGAUCAACACAAACAGCAGUCGAUGCCUGGAGAUUUUCCUAGUUCUUCCCCACCUCAUGACCGAAAGUCUAGCCAUGACGCAGCAUCUUCAGAAGCAACAUCAUCCCGCCCAAAGAGUGGAAGAGGGCUUUUCUCUGAUCUCACUCGUCGCUUUGGAUUGGAAGAUCUCUCGCGAUCAAACAAUCCGGUACAAUCCGCCCUACAAGGUUUCCGCGAUAGGGCACAGCGUCCUACCUCUUCAUCCGACGCGCCUCCACCGCCAUACAGUACUAACGAAACGGGUUCGACACGACAUCCCAAUCCUCAAAACGUGACAUCACCCCACACACUCCAAUCAAACCUGAUGUUUGCCAUCCAAGCAUGUCGACCGCAUGGAUCGUCCACACUCUACAGCUGUGGCGAGCAAAAUAAAGUCAUGGAGACCAAAUCAUAUUGCGACGAGCGACCCAGCCAUGACCUCUUAUUUGCUGCCGACUCCGCCUCCGGAAUUCGGAUAUUCGUGACAAAAACUGUCGACAAUUGCUCUACGUUUCUAACCGCAAAUUCUGAUGGCCUUAAUGCUUUCGCGUCAAUAUUGGUAGAUUGCGCUAGCGUGUUUUCGCUCCGGUUAGACAGCGUCAGCAUAUUUUAUGACCCUGCUGGUAGGACCAUUGCGUUUAACAGCCGGGGUAGCAUUUUCUGCAAUUACCUCUAUUUCCAGCAGCUGCAUCAGUCGCGAAUGCUGGACGGUGGGCCGGAGAGUCGCGAGGAGGCGCUGGUGUACUGGUGGGUCAUCUUCUGCCAUGAGCUGGCUCAUAAUCUGGUUGCGGACCAUAGCUCGGAUCAUAGUUUUUAUACUGAAGGUUUUGUUGCGCAAUACUUUGCGAAAGUUACACGGAAAAUCGCAGAGUACAUGGCAACCCCGACUGUAGCGGCUGCGUCCCCAGGCCUCUCUUCUCCCGCUGCCCCCGCUAAACGAUAAUUUUCGUUUGUGCUAUUUCCUCGCUCACUAUCAUGCAUGAUACACAUUAGAUAUUUACAAUUAAUCGUUGCGACGCAAUGCAAACAAGUAUGAGCCAAAGCAUCUAGAUCUGUAGACUCAUUUUUUGAGGCGUUGGGCGUUGUGGGAUGCAGAUGAUGAAUAACCCCUCUCAGACAUGUACAACACUAUGUAUGUAUGUAUAUCAUGAAGCGCACUAGGCCAAUGAUGAUAAUUGGAUAGAGAAUAUACUCGUCCCUUCAGCACUUUGGGCAAUAGCCCCCGCCAUCCUCAAAUCCAUCCCCUGAAUAAAGUAUUGGCUUCUCAGGGGUAAUUCAAUAUCACGUGAUCAAAUAUUUUGCCAAUCGGAGGCAAUUUCUCAGAGAAAGUCUUAUUAUUAGACCCAAAUCUCAGCACCCUGUUCGGACGAAGAGAUAUGCACAUAGUUGGCUGCUUAAAUAUAUAUAUAUAGUCC